AUGUUCAGUCUGUUCAGCCGUCAGACUGGCAGUGCUGAAGCUCAGGCGAUUGCUGAAGCACUCAGCCUGAACACCACGGCGACCUUGCUCAAGCUGAGUUGCAACCAGAUUGACGAUGCUGGAGCGCGCGCAAUCGCCGAGACUCUCAAAGUGAACACCAGGCUGACUGAGCUCCAUCUGUCAAGCAAUCGGAUUCGUGAUACUGGAACGCAGGCAAUUGCAGAGACACUCAAAGUGAACAAGACGUUGACUUAUCUCAAUCUGCUUUGCAAUGGGAUUGGAGCGCAGGCGAUUGCUGAGGUGCUCAACGUGAGCACGACACUGACGUCGCUCGAUGUGGGUUGGAAUUCCUUUGGCGUUAUUGGAGCGCAGGCGAUUGCCGAGGCACUCAAAGCGAACACGAGGCUUAAAGAGCUCAUUCUGGAAUCGAAUCAGAUCGGCCAUGCUGGAGCGCAGGCGAUCGCUGAGGCACUCAGAGUGAACAAGACGCUGACGAGGCUCGGUCUGGAAUUGAAUCAGAUUGGCGAUGCUGGAGCACAGGCCCUUGCUGAGGCACUCCAUGUGAACAGUACGCUGACAGAUCUUACGUUGCGGAGGAAUCUGAUUGGCGACGUUGGAACGCGCGAGAUUGCUGAUGCACUCAAAGUAAACACGACGCUGACUAAUCUCGAUUUGAGUUACAAUCAGAUUGGCGACGCUGGAGCGCAGGCGAUUGCUGAAGCACUCAAAGUCACUCAGACGAUGACUACACUCAGUCUACGCAACAAUUUCAUUGGCGAUGCAGGUGUUCAGUCGCUUAGGAAGGCGCAGACAGUCAACUGCAGGCGUUCACUUACUUUGGAUGACCAGAUAAACCCUCUUGCACUCUCCUUACUGCCGCGCUUCGAAACUGCUGAGAACACUCAGACCGUGUUCAACUUGCUGAUCAGCGGACCGGAGAUGAAGGAUCAAUUCGCGACUCUGCCCGCCCUGCCGGUCGAGAUUGCCGAACUCAUUAUGGACGAAGCGUCUUACUGGCAUGGCGCACAAGACGUCACACAGUUGCCAGUCAAUUCUAGGGCACUUACAGUGCCUCGGAACGUCAAUGGAGCGUCGAUUCGUGUGAAAACCAUUCAAGCGCUUCGUGACAGAAAAAUACUUCCCGACGACACGACGAAUAACGUUUUCGAUCUGAUUAUUCGAGAUGCGACAAAUGCCGUUCGAUACGAGUGUGCUGCGAAGCCGACAUUCGUCGAUUCGACCACGGAGCUUUUGACGAUCAGUCCGGCGAGUCAUCCCAUCAUCCGACAAAUGCGCGACGGUUGGACGGUUGAAAUUCAGCCAAGCAUGUCGAGCCAUACAGUGCGAUUCGAAUGGCUUCAUGUCGGAUACCUCUGACAACCAUAGAUGGCCGAUGCUCCAACGCCUUUUUCGAAUCCAGGUCUGGAUCGUUUCGUUGUUAAAUUUCUCAAUGUCCCAAAAUGCUGCACACCAUAAAAGUCAGUCCAUUCU
Capsaspora owczarzaki ATCC 30864 is the source of this 1491-nucleotide messenger RNA. RefSeq lists its product as hypothetical. Gene Ontology annotation, molecular function: protein binding. The record is from RefSeq and is a predicted model, not a curated record. NCBI's taxonomy places the organism in Eukaryota, Filasterea, Ministeriida, Capsasporidae. The coding region runs from base 1 to 1377 and encodes 458 amino acids. The transcript has 12 exons.